GAGAGCUCGGAGAGCUGUGGGCGCUGAGGCGUCGCCUUCAGGGGAAAGACACCAGCCUGCCUCAGCAAGUGCAGAGAGAGGAGCCACUGCGCAGCAGCAGCUGCAGGUGACUCCCACAGGAUUACAGAAAGAAAUUGUAAGCUGAGACCUCAGGCAAAGAUCAACUGUAAACUUCUGGAAAGUGAGAAUGGCUGUGGCCCUGGGCUGUGCGAUCCAGGCCUCCUUGAAUCAGGGCUCUGUGCUUCAGGAGUACGACACUGACUGUGAGGUCUUCAGGCAGCGCUUCAGGCAGUUCCAGUAUAGAGAAGCAGCCGGGCCUCACGAAGCUUUCAACAAACUCUGGGAGCUUUGCUGUCAAUGGCUAAAGCCAAAAAUGCGUUCUAAGGAACAAAUCCUGGAGUUGCUUGUGUUGGAGCAGUUUCUGACUAUUUUGCCUACGGAGAUAGAGACCUGGGUGAGGGAGCACUGCCCUGAGAAUAGAGAAAGAGUUGUGUCACUAAUAGAAGAGUUACAGAGAGAACUUGAUGUACCAGAGCCACAGGUGGACAUGCAGGACAUGCUUUUGGAAGAACUGACACCAGUGGGAAUGGAACCUCUGCCGCCAAGUGUGCACCUGGAAUCGCCUGAGCUCCAGGUCAUGGCACCUGUCCAGGAGGCCGCAGUGACAGAGCCCUGGAUCACACAGGCAGGACCUCAAGAGCUGAACUAUGGUGCUGCUGAAGAGUGUCAGCCCUUUCUGGACCCUGAAUAUCCACUACCAAAGCUUGAUGUGAACUUCCCAUUGGAGCAAAGAGAAGAACCAUGGGUUAAGGAGCUAGAGGAUUCCAAAGAAAUGAAGCAAUUACUUGAUUCUAAGAUAGGUUUUGAGAUUGGGUUGGAAAACGAAGAAGAUACCUCAAAACAGAAAAAACUGGAGAAUAUGUAUCCAUUUAUUGUAACUUUAGAUGGGAAUGCUCUCCAGGGUCCCAUUUUGGAAAAAGAAUAUGAGCAGUUAGAAAAUCAGUGGGAGCCCCCUCCAGAGGACUUACAGCCGGAUUUAACCAAGCUUGUAGAUAAUCAGACCCCGACUGCAGGAGAGGCAGCUGAGAGCUCCAACUUGGAAGAACCUCUCAACCCUAAAUCACCUAAGAAAAAGACCCCAGGAGAGAAACCUCACCAAUGCCCGCAGUGUGAAAAAUGUUUUGCUCGGAAGUCACAGCUUACUGGGCAUCAGAGAAUUCAUUCAGGAGAGGAACCUCACAAAUGCCCUGAAUGUGGGAAAAGAUUCCUUCGUAGUUCAGACCUUUAUCGACACCAACGGCUUCACACAGGGGAAAGACCCUAUGAGUGUACUGUGUGUAAGAAGCGCUUUACUCGGCGCUCACAUCUUAUUGGGCACCAGAGAACCCAUUCUGAAGAAGAAACGUACAAAUGCCUGGAGUGCGGGAAAACUUUUUGUCAUGGAUCAAGUCUUAAAAGACAUCUGAAAACCCAUACAGGUGAAAAACCGCAUAGAUGCCCUAACUGUGGGAAAAGUUUUAGUCGACUGGCAGCACUUACUCUGCAUCAGCAAACACACACUGAAGAAAGACCUUUCAAGUGUAGUUACUGUGGGAAAAGCUUUAGACAGAGACCGAGCCUUGUCAUCCAUCUAAGAAUUCAUACUGGAGAGAAGCCAUAUAAGUGUAGUCAUUGUUCAAAAAGCUUCAGGCAGCGAGCAGGCCUUAUUAUGCACCAAGUCACUCACUUUAAAGGACUUCUUUAAGAAUUGUUAAGGGAAACAGAUGCUACAGAUGUUAACACUAACUCAAAAAAAGAAAAUCUUAGCCUAUACUGUAGCAUAUUUGUCUUGCAAGAACCUCUUUGACCUUUAUAGCAGGCUUUUUUUUUUUUCUUUUGCUGUUUUUAAAAUCCUAUCUUCCAAGGUAUUUGAGUUUAAGAGUAUCCACCUAGUCUUACAACUUUCCUAUAUUUUAUUUUUUCUGUCUAGAAUCCUUAUUUUUUUAUUACAAUGAAAAACCUUGUGUUCCAAGACAACCAUUUCACAGCUUUAGCAUAAAGCCUGUGACUGGUGAGAAUUUUCAGAAACCAUUUCUCUCGGACACCUCUGUUAUAGCAGUACCAUAAUUUUUUUAAAGAUUUGUUUUAAUUUUAUUGGAAAGUCAGGAAUACCAAGAGGAGGAGAGACAGAGAGGAAGAUCUUCCGUCCGUUGAUUCACUCCCCAAGUGACUGCAAUGGGUGGAGCUGCACUGAUCUGAAGCCAGGAGCCAGGAAGCUCUUCCAGGUCUCCCACAGGGGUGCAGGGUCCCAAGACUUUGGACUGUCCUCGACUGCUUUCCCAGGACACAAGGAGGGAGCUGGAUGGAAAACAGGGCUGCCGGGAUCUGAACCCAGGGCCAUAUGGGAUACUGGAGCGUGCAAGGUGAGGACUUUAGCCACUAGGCUACCAUGCUGGGCCCAGCAGUGCCAUAAUUAUUCUGUAUCUUAGUAAAGUUAGUUGUAUUAGAUGAGAUCUUUAAGUGUGCCUGAUGUGACAAAAGGGAAACCUUGAACUUUGUCAAGCAGGAUAAGUGUGUCAGGAACACAAGGAUGAAGGAUGUAUGUGAUUUGUUAGGUUCUGAAUUAUUUCUAUUGAAACAUUUUUAUAUUUAAGGAAAUUAAGAUUUUUACUUUUAUUUUGGGAUUUUAUAAAGUUUUAUACUCUGGUUGAAACAGUUUCGAUUUGGUAGUUGAUUGUGCUCACAGAGUAAGUAAGAUCUCUGUGGAAGAAUCUACUUGACAAUCUUGUAUCAGUAGAAUCUCAUUUCAGUUAGAAUCCCUGAAGAAUGCACAGCUUUUAACUCUUCUUUGGUAUGCAGUGCAUUGAAGUUUUAUCCAUUCCAGUUCUACGUUUCCCUAAUAACAUAUCGUAGAACACAUGGUUCUAUAAGAGAAUUUUACAAAUGUUGGGAAUCACUGCCUGCUGUUUCUCCUUCCUAGACCCAUAGUGCACAUUAGCAAAUGAGAAUAUCUGUGAGGUCCUCUAGGAAAGGGAGGAAAUGUCUUUUGGCUCAGUGUUUCUGAAAUCUACUUGACCCCCAUAACCUUUUUCAUAUACACCCAGUACCAAUCCAGAGAGCUAGUAUUCUCCAGAUAACCCUUGGAGCACACUGCCUUAAGCAAACAUUUCUUUCAUUCUCAGUAUAUUUCUGUUAUUCCCAAACCUAGUUAUCUCCAGUUGUUUCAAGGGUAUUAUAAAACAUUUUUAACCGUAUAUGGCUUUGGUAUCAUAUACACACACAGACACAUGAUUUUAGGGAGGUAAAGAUCACUUAUUCAGAUAAUUUAUAAGCUUCUCAGUGAUUUUUACUCUUUGAAUUUUCUUAUACAUACACUACUACUUAUAUAAAUGUCCUUAUAUAUUCAUGUUAACAACUCAAGUUCCCGUAACCAAGGAAAAAUUCUUACUAUCAGUUAAAGCUGUUAAUAUGUGAAAAUAUCCAUUGAGCCUUCCUUGUUUGUUAUAAAAUGCAAGAAUUGGGCAUUUAAGCAUUUUCCCUUUGUGAAGGUAUAUAGUCAUCCAGUCCUUGAAUUAGAGUUAUGGAAAGUAUAUCUAUUCCAUUGAACUUCUUAGGAAUGAGAUAUAAGUAUUUGGGAAGGGAUAUAUUAUGUGCCUAAUUAGUCCUGUUCUAGACUUAAUGAUAAAGAAAUAUAAAAUAUGUCAGGCUCAUAAGGAGUUUAUAUCAUUAAUUAAACAAGAGUUGGGAAACAAAUGGAGAACAAAGCAAGAGAGUUUAUAAUAAAGUGCCAAAUCCUAUCAAGUGCUAGAGCCAGGAUGUGUCUUUAAUUCUUGACAUCUAGGUCCCUGUAUAAUGCUGCUAUAAUUCUGGGGUUAAAACUAAGAUCCCAGUAGCAAUAAACCUGUAACAUGGGAGGAGUCUGAAUGUAGACGUAAAAAAUAAUACUGAAUGUAAUGGCUUCUCUUUUCUCUCUUGUGGACUUGCAUUCAAACCAUAACAGUGCCUUAGAAUGGAUGUGCCCAACUGCUCUGUAUUUAUGCAAUUUAUACAAUAUUUUAAUAAAGUGAAAAUGCACAUGCUC
Molecule: messenger RNA, 4060 nt
Organism: Ochotona princeps (American pika)
Lineage: Eukaryota; Metazoa; Chordata; Mammalia; Lagomorpha; Ochotonidae
Gene: ZNF449
Product: zinc finger protein 449
Exons: 6
Coding region: 188-1744 (518 amino acids)
Biological process (GO): regulation of transcription by RNA polymerase II
Molecular function (GO): RNA polymerase II cis-regulatory region sequence-specific DNA binding; DNA-binding transcription factor activity, RNA polymerase II-specific
Source: RefSeq, a predicted model, not a curated record